GUGACAAGGUACAGGUGUGACUUCCGCAAGUGGCGGCUCCCCGCACAUGCGCAUGCUAAGUACCUGCAGCUAACUCACUGGGCCAACAGCAACAACAACGACGAUUAGUUCAAUCUCCAAGAAUACGUGAACCAUAAUAAAACUCGCACUUGCGAGGCUUCUACAUCUCGACUUUAACCACAGCCGCAAGCAUCGUCACCGUCUUCCCUCAUAUCAGAAUGUCGUCUAACGAAAGAAUGGCGUAUCCCUACGGCAAGCCAUACUCAACGCCCUCGAACGGUACACAACAUGACGAGAACAAACUUUGGAUGCAGAUACAAUACGAAGCAUACGUAGAUGGUAUCGACCUAACAGUAUUGCCCUUUGCCAAAGAAGCUAUUGCGAGCAUCACUUCGCUAGCGACUAGCAUGGUGAAUGUAAAGGAAUUCGACUUCUCCACCUCAAAGAGGGUUGAUACGCAUACACACCCCAUUCCAGACUGGUUCCGAGCCCUCGAAUUGAAUGCUGCAGGCCGCGCAACGCCGUCUUGGAACGUAUCAUCCCACCUCAAAUUUAUGAGUGAACACCACAUCGCUCAUUCCGUACUCUGCAUCUCCACACCUCAGGCUAACGCCUUCUUGACUGAAAGAGACGAAGUUCUGAGAAAGAAGAAGACGGUUGCGCUUGCUCGUUUACUCAACUCCUUCACAGCGGAACUUUGCAGGAUCUAUCCAGAGAGAUUUAGUUGGUUGGCCAUCAUGCCGUUACCACAUGUGGAAGAAUCGAUUGCGGAAUUGAAGCGCGUGUUUGGAAUGGUGGGGAAACAGCCAGUAGGUGUGGGUGUGCUAACAAACCACGAGGGGAUGUACCCGGGAGACGAGACUUUCGAUCCGUUGUGGGAGUUCCUACAAGAGAGAUCCGGAAAGAUGGGAAGCGAUGGCAGGGAGGUGGUCUUCGUGCAUCCGACGGAACCCAUCAUCAAGCUCGACGAUGGUCGACUGAUAAACUCUAGACCAUCACCCCUACGCUCCGGGCUCGGAGAAUUCUACUUCGAAACCGCGCGCGCCAUCUCGAGUCUGACAGCCUCAUCCACAUUCCUCAAAUUCCCGUCCCUCCACUUCCGCGUCUCCCACGGCGCAGGCGCUUUCCCCGAUAUCUCCGAGCGUUUCCUUCUCGGCUUCCCUAACAUCUCGACUGCAGCAAGGGAAGCCUAUAAAACACGCUUUUGGUACGAUAGUGCAGGACCAGUUUGGCCAAACCAGGUCAAAGGGCUAACGGAAGGAAUGGGUAUUCCAAUUAGUCAGAUGGUGUUUGGGACGGAUUAUCCGUAUGGCAUCGGGUUUUGGGAUGUGGAUGCUAAUAUCGAUGGGUUGGCUUGGGCAGGAGAGUUGAGGUUUGAGGAGAAGGAGAAGGUGUUUUGGGGGAAUGCGAAGGAGUUGUGGAGAGGGAAGAUUGCCGUGUUGGAUGCUAUGGAAGAGUAGAUUGAUAAUGGUGUUCCCAGUCUCUGUAAUCUACCUUGAUAAGGGAAAAGUGACCUUUUGUGUUCCAAUAAACGUGGUUGUGGUGUUGAUGGAUACUGCCCCAGCUGUGCCGAAGUUACGCGACAGUGUUGAAGCUCACCAGUACAUCAUUGCAGCUAUCAAUUGCAUGGUUUUAGCGUACAUUCUCAGUCUUCGCGCAUCCAUGGGAGUAGACCCUUGAAUUAGGACAUGGUGUUGCGCAAAGACCAAGAACGAUUCGCUGAGGGCGGUAAUAAACUCCAUCCAAUUGAUAUGGAGUUGUAGACCAUGCCGGUUAGCCGCGGGGCGAUUUAGUGUGACAGGCAACCUCUGUUAAGAGCUACGACCCCGCCGUGACAUCCGCCACUAUUC
This is a messenger RNA of Alternaria rosae, 1850 nucleotides long. RefSeq lists its product as uncharacterized. Gene Ontology annotation, cellular component: cytoplasm; cytosol. Lineage: Eukaryota; Fungi; Ascomycota; Dothideomycetes; Pleosporales; Pleosporaceae. The record is from RefSeq and is a predicted model, not a curated record. Gene Ontology annotation, molecular function: hydrolase activity; carboxy-lyase activity. Gene Ontology annotation, biological process: secondary metabolic process. The coding region runs from base 219 to 1460 and encodes 413 amino acids. The transcript is spliced from 5 exons.